This is a messenger RNA of Encephalitozoon intestinalis ATCC 50506, 771 nucleotides long. RefSeq lists its product as uncharacterized. The coding region runs from base 1 to 771 and encodes 256 amino acids. The transcript has a single exon. The record is from RefSeq and is a predicted model, not a curated record. NCBI's taxonomy places the organism in Eukaryota, Fungi, Microsporidia, Unikaryonidae.
AUGAACGUAACGAAAAACUUAAGUCAGCUUAAAAUCCAAAGAUCAUUUCCAAAGAAAAACCAAAAAAGACAAAAACGGGAUAUGGGUUUACUAGCAUGUUUGGCUAUUGUACUUCCUGCCAUUCUGUACUACUUGCGAGAGAAAAAUGAAUUGGAUAAAGAUUACCCUCUUCUGAAGCUCGGCGCAAUGUUUCCUCCUUUUUUGUAUUCUGCAAUGGAGCAUUUCACUCUUCUAUGGGACAACUGGAAGUCUAGCUGGAAAUCACUAUCUCUAUUAGAAGCCGUGUUUUAUUUGUUACUGUGUAUCCUUUUUGCCUCAAUAUCCCUUGUCUCGGUUCUUUCAGCUAUUAUAUUUGGAUUCACCGAGUGGGACAACUUUUGGUAUGAUGAUUUUAAGAGCUAUUCCAUCUUUACACCUUCCUCGUUUGUGGCUUUUGCAUAUUUGCUUUCCACCUCCUGUACCUUUACUCCGGAAUUAAUUUCAUUUACCGACUCUGGCAUUACCAUCUUUUUUGAUCUAGCUAUACUCUUAUGCUCUAUUGCAAAUCUAAUAAUGCUUCUGAAGGAUGAAUUGAAAUGUUGCUCUUAUUUUUCAAUCGUUUCUUGUACUCUUAUCUUGGUUAGAUCGUUAAGGGAAUACUUCUUCCCCUCGGCUGAAUGCAAAGACCCUUCUACUUCAUGGAGGGUCUUCAUCCUUCUUUCCAUCCUUCUUCUUGAAAUAUCCAUUUAUGGAUUAAUAGGUUUGAAUAUACGAUCAAAAAUAAUAAACUAA